This is a messenger RNA of Lacerta agilis (Sand lizard), 499 nucleotides long. RefSeq names its product NADH:ubiquinone oxidoreductase subunit B1 (gene NDUFB1). The record is from RefSeq and is a predicted model, not a curated record. Bases 3 to 374 code for a protein of 123 amino acids. Lineage: Eukaryota; Metazoa; Chordata; Lepidosauria; Squamata; Lacertidae. Gene Ontology annotation, cellular component: mitochondrion. The transcript has 3 exons.
UGAUGUUCAUUCGGAGUUCUAAGCAGAGUCUCGAAAAGUCUGAAAGCCAUAGCGAAGGAAUCCCUCUGCGAGCGGCGGAGAAAAUUUCUCCCGCCUACCCCUCUCGGCUCGGUGAAUGGUUCAUUCCGGCUCUGGUCAUCGGAGGCUCAGUGCGCGGCUCUCUAAGCGUCCUUGGUUGGUUGAGGCCCUCAGUAACUAUGGUGAAUAUUUUGCAUCUUGUGCGAGACCACUGGGCCAUAACUUUGGUUCCCAUAGGAUUUGUGUUGGGAUGUUACUUAGACAGGAGGAAUGAUGAGAAAAUGGCGCUCUUCAGGAACAAAAGCAAGUUAUUUCAAAGGGAAUUGAAACCUGGAGAAGAAGUCACAUGGCGAUAAUGUAUUAAAUGAGAAAUGCUUCCAUAUAAUUAAAUCUGUAUCUAUAAGAAGUGUGUGAUUGUGUUAUCAAAUGAAAUGAGGAAAUGAAGAAAUAUAUGGGCACUUUCCAGCCAGUUAAAGUGUAA